This is a messenger RNA of Brassica napus (rape), 752 nucleotides long. Its product is annotated as AP-2 complex subunit sigma-like. Gene Ontology annotation, biological process: protein transport; clathrin-dependent endocytosis. NCBI's taxonomy places the organism in Eukaryota, Viridiplantae, Streptophyta, Magnoliopsida, Brassicales, Brassicaceae. Gene Ontology annotation, cellular component: intracellular membrane-bounded organelle; AP-2 adaptor complex. The record is from RefSeq and is a predicted model, not a curated record. The transcript is spliced from 6 exons. The coding region runs from base 125 to 553 and encodes 142 amino acids. Gene Ontology annotation, molecular function: clathrin-cargo adaptor activity.
GGCUUUUUCAUUUUUGGAAAAUGACCGGAAAAAAUAAUAAUUGAAUCGACCAUUCCAAUAAGUGUUCUGCCGAAGAUCUUACGGAACCUUGGAUGCGUUUUCUUGUGUUGUGAAUCCGGGAAUAAUGAUCCGAUUCAUAUUGUUGCAGAACAGACAAGGCAAGACUCGUCUUGCAAAGUACUAUGUUCCUCUCGAGGAGUCCGAGAAACACAAGGUUGAAUACGAGGUUCACAGAUUGGUUGUCAAUCGCGACUCGAAGUUCACCAAUUUCGUCGAGUUUAGAACGCAUAAGGUUAUAUACAGGAGAUAUGCAGGGUUGUUUUUCUCAUUGUGCGUUGACAUAACAGACAAUGAGUUGGCUUACCUUGAAUGCAUCCACUUGUUUGUUGAGAUUUUGGACCAUUUCUUCAGCAAUGUCUGUGAGCUUGAUUUGGUUUUCAACUUCCACAAGGUGUACUUAAUUCUGGAUGAAUUCAUUCUUGCUGGAGAGCUUCAAGAAACAAGCAAGCGGGCGAUCAUUGAGAGGAUGUCAGAACUGGAGAAGCUUGAGUGAUGAGGUUGGGAGAUUCUAUGAUUGAUAGUCAAGAAUGAAAAUGAGCAGUAUGAGUCUUCCGUUUUGCUCCUUUCUGUUAUGUUCUGCCUACCUUAAACACACCUUUUCAUUUUGAUUGAUUAAAAACCUCUAAUGGUAAACAAAACAUUUAUUUGGACAACUCAAAGAAAGAAUAUGAUGGUCUGAGACAUUGUGUUCA